Messenger RNA from Blepharisma stoltei, 1887 nucleotides. The record is from the annotation of a GenBank genome assembly. Lineage: Eukaryota; Ciliophora; Heterotrichea; Heterotrichida; Blepharismidae.
AUGGAUAAUGAGACCCUCCUAAUCGCUCACAAUUUCUUAUCGUCAGCAUUAAAUAAAAAAACUUAUGCUUUGCAGUCACAGAAUUUGCCUUCUUUUAUAGCUUUAUUUUCACAACUUUUGCAGCAUCACAAUUUAAAUUUGAAGGUAAAAAUUGAAAUUUUUGGAAAAAAUUGCUUAUUUUGUGGGAAAUAUAUAGCGAAAUCUGACUUAUCCCAAGCUGUUGCGUUGAAUUGUAAUGAUUUAGAGCAUUAUUUUUGUGGGCAUGAAUGUAUAAGAAGACAUGCCUUAUUAUGCACAAAUAAUACUUUACUAGAUAUUGAGUAUGUAAGAAGAUAAUUAAAUGUGGCGUUUCGGCGCUUCGAGGUUGGCUACGCCGAUUUUCUUUGAGCGCAUAUUUAUUAUAUUAGGCUAGGUUUUACCAGAAAUGGACAGCAAUGCUAGGUAAGUAUUUCUUGAUGUAGUGAGCCUAGCCAAGUCCGCUUUCAAGGAUCUCAAGGGAAGGGUGGCCCGGAAUCUGGAAAGGUACCGCACAGCAAUGUCUACAGACAAUCCUUACAUCAAUCGGGCACUUCACCAGCGUGAACCAGGAGUUACGCUCUGGGAUAUUUUGCCAAUAGUAGGCCAGAAAUUCCAUUUUUUGGGAUUUUUGUAGACAACCCUUGCUUCCUCAUCCAACAGCCUCAAAGCAAGGCCACUCAAAUCCGAAGACCGUCACUCAACACUGAAGCCGAAAGGUAAGGAGGAGACACUGCCAUCCCUGAUGGAAGACAUGUUCGCAUAGCGGUUGAAUCUCUCGUAUCAGAGAUCUUCGUAAUUGCAUAAAAAUUGAUGAGAGAGCCUGUCUAUAAUAGGUUAAGCUAAGCUAAUUAAGAUAUGUAAGAUGUCCAGAGUGCAGAAACAGCAUACCAUAUAUGCCUUUUCUAUAUAAAUUAAUUUUUUCUAAUCUAUAAAAAGUCUCAUCCAUAUUCAAUUAUGCAAAAUAUGAAAUUUUAAAUGAAGCAUUUAAUGGCAGAAUAAAAGAUAUCCAAAACGACGCCUGCGAUCGAGCCCUUAACAGUCUCCUUGACGACGAAGCCAAAGCUUUAUUAAGCCCAAAAUUCACCUGCCAAGUCUGCUACACCGAAGUAAAAAUCGAAGACGGGAUCACCUUGGACUGUGAUCACCGUUUUUGUACAAAUUGUAUCAAAAUGCAUAUAGAAAUGCUUAUAGAAUCCGCACAGGUUAGUGAUGAAAAAUUAAAAUGCCCAGCUUGCACUCAGCCUUUAAAUGUGUAUGAAAUUGAAGACGCAGUGGGUCCUGAAAUUUACCAAAAAUAUGAAAAAUUCUUAUUAAGAGGUUUACAGUUGUCAGAAAUUGAUAAUGAUAGUAUAAUUUUCCAUUGUCCAGGAGCUGAUUGUGAGUAUAUUUGUAUAGUGGAAAAAGGUGAAAAAGAAUAUGAAUGCCCUCAGUGUAAAUUUAAAUGCUGCCCUAUGUGUAAAGAUGAUGUUCAUAAAGAUUUGACGUGUGAAGAAUUUAAAGAAUGAAAAAUAUGCUGGAUUUGGGUGAAUUUGAGGGUAUAGCUACCAUUUAUUUUAGUUAGUUUAAAAAGAUAUAGAAAAUUCAGAUGCUGAUAGGCUUUUUAAUGAGCUAAUAGAGCAGGAAGGGCUAUUAAGAUGCCCACAGUGUGGAGCUGCUGUUCAGAGAAUUUCUGGGUGUAAAUUUAUGGUAUGUACGUCUCCUCAAUGCCAAGGAAGGACUUAUUUUUGUUAUGACUGUGGAAUUAAGCUAAAAGGAGACCAUGCUGCUCAUACUUGUCGUAAAAGGCUGAAAAAAAGAAAAAAAGCAGUAAAAAAAGCACCUGUAAGGACUGAGCCUCCUGCAUUGAGAAGAGGAAGAAGGAAAAAAUAA